AUUUUUUUCUUGAAGAGGAGGAGAUCAAGUGAGAUCAAUGGAGGGGAGUGCAAAAGAACGAUGCAUCCGUGAAAACGAUGGAGCAGCAAGAGGUGCUUCUAGCAGUCACACUUCAACAGAAGGUCACGAAAUGGCCACUUUAUCAGGAUAUGACUAUGAAGUAUUCUUGAGCUUCAGGGGACCAGACACUCGAGAACGUUUUACUGACUUCCUUAACACUAGUCUUAAAGAUGUGGGUAUCCGCACAUUUAAGGACGACGAAGAUCUCCGCAAGGGGGAAGAGUUUGGCCCAGAACUUCUCCAAGCAAUUAAUCAGUCGAAGAUCUCAAUACCUAUCUUUUCAAAAGGUUAUGCCUCUAGCGUAUGGUGUCUCAAGGAGCUAGUCCAGAUGGUCGAGUGCCAGAAAACUGGAAGACAAAAGAUCAUGCCCAUUUUUUAUGAUGUGGACCCUUUAGAGGUUCGGUACCAAACUGGAGGUUACGGAGAGGCCUUUCUUUCACAUGAAAAGAAGCAGCGAUUUGAUGAAGAGGCUAUGCGCCAGAGGAAGGCUGCUCUGAAAGAAGUAUCAUUUCUAAACGGAUGGAACCUGCACAGCAAGACCGACAGGCGAGAAGGUGAGUUCGCCAAAACAGUUACCCAAGAGGUUUUCAAUAAGUUGAAAAAGGCUUAUUUGGAGGUAUCAGACUAUUUGGUCGGCAUCGACCACCAUGUGGAUGAAAUCAUGAAAAAGAUAGGUGCUCGGACAAGUGAAACACGGAUUAUAGUAAUCCAUGGGAUGGGUGGCAUUGGAAAGUCGACUAUUGCCAAAAUAAUUUACAAUCAACUUUCAAACAAUUUCAAGCAUUGUUGCUUUCUAUCCAACAUCCGUGAACUGUCAGAACACAAGGGCAUUGAAUGCUUGCGGCAUCAACUCAUCUCCAACAUCCUCAAAAUGAAAGAUAAAAAAAACAUAGAUGAUGGGAAUCAGACAAUUAAAUACAGGUUGUCUACUAAACAAGUCCUCCUUCUUCUCGAUGAUGUGCAUGAAAAGAAACAUAUGGAUGCACUCGUAGGUGAGCGUAAUUGGUUUGGUAAAGGGAGCAAACUUAUUAUUACUACUAGAAACAAAGACAUUCUCAAGGUUCCCACAGUGGACGACCAUUAUGAGGUUAAUGGCAUGGAUCCCGAUCAAUCUCUUCAACUUUUUAGCAAACAUGCCUUCAGAAGAGAUUAUCCUUUGGGCGAGUAUACCAACCAAUCCAAAAGGGCAAUAGGCAUUGCUGGAGGUCUUCCAUUGGCUCUAGAGGUCAUAGGUUCACUUUUAUCUUGCACUAAAAAGGAAAAGUGGGAUCUCACAUUGAAGAAGUUGGAAAGUGUUCCUCCUACAGAAGUCCAGAGUAAGUUGAAUAUAAGCUAUGGAGCAUUAGAUGUUCGGCAAAAGCAUAUAUUCCUCGAUAUAGCUUGUCUUUUCAUUGGAUAUGACAAAGACAUUGUGAUUCAUUUCUGGGAUGAAUCUAAAUUUCCGGAAGAAGCCAUGGAAGUUUUGCAGAACAUGUCUUUGAUAAAGAUUAAAGAGGAUAAUAAAGUGUGGAUCCAUGAUCAACUCAGAGAUCUCGGAAGAGAAAUAGUUCGUCAAGAAAGUAAGAUGAAACUAAAGAAGCAAAGUAGGGUGUGGAAUCCUAAGGAAGCAUUGGAUUUGUUGAGGAGACAUGAGGGAAAAAACAAAGUUGAAGCUCUUCGUCUCAAGUUUGACCAUGAGGGACAGUACCAUUUUACCUAUAAGGGCUUUAUAAGACUAUCAAAUCUAAGGUUCCUUGCAGUUGAGGGUUCGGUAGAAAAUUUUUGUGCUGAAGAGAUGCUACUUUGGCACGAAUCACCAUCAAAUGUUUUCCAGGAGAAUUCAGAUCUCCUUCCACAAUUACGAUGGCUUUCAUGGUGCAAUAUUCCACCAACAUUUAACAUAACAAUUUUCUCUAUGGAGGAUACAGUUAUUCUUGAUCUAUCUGGGAGUGAAAUUACACAUGAUUGGAAGGGGUGGAGCCACAUGAAGGUUAUGAAGAAUUUGAAAGUUCUGAAUUUGACCGGUUGCCAUCUCUUGAGGAGAACUCCCACCUUCUGUGCUCCGGCAAAUAUAGAACGUUUGAUCCUACACGGCUGUAAAUCAUUAAUCGAAAUUGAUAAGUCGAUUUGUCAGUUGAAGAGCUUAGUUUACAUAGAUGCAAGCGGUUGUGAGAAUCUUUGUGUGCUGCCAGACGAGCUGGGUGGAGAUCUUGCAAGCCUUGAAUACCUAAAUCUAAGUCGGUGCGGAUUGUUGGAGAGGCUUCCGGAUUCAAUUUGGAAGUUGGAAUCGCUGAUUGAGUUGAAUAUAAGUCAUACGAGGAUCAACGAACUGCCUAGAUCCAUCGGAAAGUUGAAAAAUUUGAGAGUAGUGAGGAUAUGUAGUCAUAUAAGCAAAAUACCGGAUGCCCUUUGGAUGAUUGAGAAGCUCGAAGAAAUAGAAUACGAUCGUGAAAAUUUGCCCGGAGGCCGCGUGAAAGUUGGAAAAUGCAUCUCCAUGAAUCAAUCCCUGAGGAUCUUGAGAUUGAAGCUCGCGAAUAUAUGCACACUAUCAAGACUUCCAGAAAGUCUUAUCACUCUGGAAUUGUCUAGGUUGUACAUGGACAAGUUUCCAGAUCUCUCAAACCUCACUAAUUUAAAGGGAUUGGAUCUGAUGUUUUGCCCACCUGAUUUAGAGAUGAUAUCUAGUGGGCCUGUGGAAUGUCUGAUACCACAAUGGAUUGAGAAGUUAAGCAACCUGGAGUAUCUGCGCCUCGACUCUCAUUAUGUGACCACCUCACCAACAGACCUUAGCCUCCCUCCUCAUCUCAUAACAGUUCAUCUCGAGUGCCCUAAUCUACGUUGCCUGCCGAGGCUUCCUUCAAGUUUAUCCUUCUUAACUUUGUACGAUUGCAAGUCACUUUGCUCAAUGGAGGAUCUAUCGAAUUUGAAGAAUCUAUCAUUCCUCAAGAUUACGUUCGCUACAAUUGCAGAGAUUCAAGGCCUUGGUUGUUUGGGGAACCUACGAGAAUUGGAGCUUAAUUGGCUUGGACGGGUAAAGACACUACCUGAUCUAAGAAAUUUAAACAAACUAAGGCUUCUUAAAAUAAGAUCUUGUGAUGAUCUAUUUGAGAUUCAAGGCGAACUACCACUUUCUUUGGAAGGAUUGCGUAUCUAUAGCUGUCGUUCUUUACAAAAGCUGCCCGAUCUAUCAAGCUUGAUGGGUAAGACAAAUGUUGAAAUAGACUAUUGUGAUAAAUUUCUUGAAUAUGCUCGCAUGAAUCGACAAGUUUUGAAGCUUGUAGGCUUUAAAGAGCUGCAGAUCCUACCUAAUCUAAGCAAUUCAAACGAACUAAGACAUCUUCGAGUAAAAAACUGUGGUAAGUUGGUUGAGAUUCAAGGUGAACUACCACAAUCUUUGGAAGUCUUGAAGAUUUCUUCGUGUAAACUUUUACAGAAGUUACCUGAUCUGUCCAACUUGAAGAAACUGCAGCGGGUUGACAUAGAAGGUUGCACGAAAUUAAAGGGUGAGGCAAUUCUUGGCUCUGCUCGAAGAAGUCAAGCGAAUUUGUGGGAGAACCUACAAUAUUUGGGAAUUUGUGGCCUUGUACAGGUGGAGAUACUACCUGAUCUAAGUAACUUAAACAAACUACAACAUCUCCGAGUAGAAAACUGUGAUAAUUUGGUCGAGAUUCAAGGUGAACUACCACAAUCUCUGGAAAAAUUGGAGAUUUGUUCCUGUAAAUCUUUACGGAAUUUGCCUGAUGUGUCAAACUUGAACAGACUGCAAAGGGUUAAAAUUCAUCGUUCUUGGAAAUUAAAUGUGGAGGCAAUUUCUUUGCUUUGCUCGGAGAAGUCAGUAGAAUUUGAGGAAGAAGAAGACGAAUGGGACAGAGAAGACGAUGAGUUUGAAUAUGAGGAAGAAGGUACCGAAUCCGAAUCUGAGGGAUUCGGAUUCAGACAACGAGUCUCAAUAUGAGGCAAUUUCUUCGCAUGCUGCACUUUAAAGCUUCUUGAGCCACAACCACAAAUUGUUCCCUUGUGUUCUAACUCUAAACAAAGUGCGGGAACUGCGGCUAAUUGGGCAGCUGUACAAAUGAAGACCGAUAAAGGAAAAUGAAGAUGACAUUCAACGUGAAGUUUUUCAUCCACUUUUUAAUUACUUCUUGUGAGUUGAUGCCUGGAAAUCUAAAGAAGGUAUUGAAAUUACGGUAUAUUCGUACAACCAGAGGGUUCUUUCGUACAAAUAUAUGUUUUGUUUUCCUAGUUUGGUUUGGCUUUUUUAGCUAUAUUCUUUUGGAUGGUUUCUCCUUGCUUUUAUGUUUCCCAACUAGAGGUAUGCAUGUCGAUUACGUCGUUAUUAUUACAAUUCAUUAGAGAUCCUCGUCUAUUUGCUGCUUCAUAAUUUUUCGAAGUUGACACCCUCUGCUUCGCAUAACUUUGCCAUACUGUUAACAAUUAGAUGAAAUGUGUCUUGGAAGGUCAUAGCACUAUGGUUCUCAUACUGGAAUUUUACAACAUAAUCAACUCAUUGUUGCAAUUGUAAAGAAGACGGACUCUGUAUUGAUAUGCUUAUGUUCGGAUUUUUUUUUUUGUUGGAGCUUCGGUUUAUUUUCUAGGAAAGGUGUGCUUCUUAAUGGGAUUUGCAAAUGUUAUUGAGAAAUUAUAAAAUGAAGAAAAAGGAAUUUUAUUUGGGUAGUGGCAUCAAUAGUUGGUGCAGCAAAGCUUCCAUCUGUGACAAGAUAGAACUAUUUAGCUUCUCCAAGGGAGCUGUGGCUAAUUUGUCAGCUGUAUAGACGAAGACCAAAGAAAGGCAGAUGACGGAUGAAAUUUGAUGUUGACCGUUGGUAAUUAAGUUUCCAAUACGAUGUAAAUUUGUCAAUUUACACGUUGACAAUUUAUGUGAGAUCCUCAAAACUUGCUGGUUUGUACUUUAGAUUUGAACCCAAUAACCCUACCUUGUAAAACUUAACUUUGUUAUACCUUAAACAAUGAAGGAUAUAGUCAAAUGUGAAGGUUUUAAUCCGUGACAGAAACUCUUUCAUUCACUUUUUGGUUAUCCUAAGAAUGGAGCCUUAGGUUUCAACAUUGAUAUGGAGAAUCACUAUACAACAAAAGAGUCCUAUAUGACAAUCUGAGCUCUUUCUCUCAGUCAUAAGUAAGAAAAAACUUACAAAUUCUUUCUGUAAAGAUAAGCUACGGCUAGCUCAAUUAAUGCAUAGAAUUGACAAUCGUAUAUCUUUCCCAACGUUUUGGUGCUGUACUCUGGCUUUUACUGUAAUGUACAGACUCCAGCU
Syzygium oleosum is the source of this 5312-nucleotide messenger RNA. RefSeq names its product disease resistance protein RPV1-like. Bases 38 to 3994 code for a protein of 1318 amino acids. Lineage: Eukaryota; Viridiplantae; Streptophyta; Magnoliopsida; Myrtales; Myrtaceae. Gene Ontology annotation, molecular function: ADP binding. Gene Ontology annotation, biological process: signal transduction; defense response. The record is from RefSeq and is a predicted model, not a curated record. The transcript is spliced from 6 exons.